Molecule: messenger RNA, 4520 nt
Organism: Phascolarctos cinereus (koala)
Lineage: Eukaryota; Metazoa; Chordata; Mammalia; Diprotodontia; Phascolarctidae
Source: RefSeq, a predicted model, not a curated record
GUAUUAUAUGAACUAUUAUUCAAGUGCUGUUUUCUUUAGAUUUUAAUCACAUUGUGAACUUUGUAUUUUUCAAAAUUCAUCUUUGCUCCCCGAUUAUUUGCCUGUCAGCUUGUUAGAUCUUUAUAACAUCCUGUUCUAAAUUCGACAUUCAUUCAGUGCCUACCACAUGCAAGGCAGAACACUGGAUCCUGGGUCUAAAUGCAAAAAACAGAAAUGAUAACUGAUCUCAAGAAUGAAUGAAUGAACGAACAAAUAAGACACUCAUUAUGCCCUUAUUAUGUGCAAAACACUGUUAAAUGCAGCGGGUACCAAUAGAAAAAUUAGUCUCCGUUCUCAAAGAGCUCACAUUCUAAUAUGGGAAACAAUACAUACAGGAAGUUCCAGCGGCAAGUCAAAUCGAAAAUUUGACCCUUAGGAUGCAGAGGUGAAGCAGAUAGUAAUGCCUCUUUAAUGUUAUUAUUUAAUGUCACUAUUCCCAGGGCCUUUGGGUUCAGGGUCCUAAGCUGUACCUGUCAGAUUUACCUUUUAUGGGUGGGGCAGUGCAGGGGGAGAUGUAUGUUUUUGUUCAGGAGUUUCGAUCGCCUCCGACCCUUCUUGACCCCAUUUGGGGUUUUCGUGGCAAAGAUAUUGUAGUGGUUUGCCAUUUCCUUCUCUAGGACAUAAGUGUACAGAGGUAAAAAUAUAAGACAAGGUAGGGAUGAGGGUAGAAGGGAGUAGAAAUCAGUGUUUAAAGAGCAUUCGAUCAGGGAGAGAACUACUCAAAGCUGGGGGGUGGGCGGAGCGCGGCGUGUCAGGGAAAGCAAGAUAAGAGGGUGGCAUCUGAGCUGAACCUAGAAGAUAACGAAUCUGAAAAGCAGAGAUGAGGGAGUGCAUUCCAGAGGACGGGAUGACGGCCUUCCUGAAUGCGGGGAGGCGGGAGAUGGAGUGUACUUUGACUGUGAUAGGCACAGGGGAUUCAAAAGCCUGGCGCUUGGAACGUCUGGAUCAAAGGUCGAUUAAGGCGGCCAACCAGAGCCAGGCGUAAUUUCGUUCCUGCAGGAGGACGGGGGGAGGGGAAAAGGCUGGAAAGAGAAGUGGAUGGGGGUGGUGUUAAGCUUUAGAUAAGGGUGCGUAAGGACCUUAGCAGGAAACCUUUCUCAGUUUCCUCAUCUGUAAAAAUGAAGGUUAAAAAUAUUUGCACUACCUGCAGCACAAGGUUGUGAAGAAAGCUCUACAUAAGCGUUAUUACUAUCUGAUAUGUGGGGUUAUGGGGUCGCUCCCCUUUUCUCACCCCGUCCAUCCCCUCCUCCUCCUCCUCGCCCCGUCCAUCUCCUUCUCCUCGCUCCAAGACAGCCCCAUUUUGAGCCAGGUACGCUGCUUGGGCCAUCUUCAACCCCUUUUCCUUGCGCAUCUCAGGGGGCUGUAUGCCUUGUAAGUGGAAGAGGGGACGGGUGGGGUAGGGGCGAAUCCGCAGGGAAACCCCAGUUCCGUGGCAGCGACGAAAACGCCCCUCCUCCCGCCGCUUCGCGGGCAGACGUGCUCCCCGCGCCUUGGCGGCCGAGCCGCCUCUCGCUGCAGCGCCCCUCUAGGAUGCAGCCACUUCUCUGCCCAGAUGCAGGUCGGAUCCACGUCAGCUCCUCCUCGUCCCACACCUCUUACCCCCCUCCCCCCGCCUCGCCCAGCUUCUUCCGGCCUAUUGGUUGCCUGGACCCGAGCGAAGUCUGCGCGAACCAUGUCGAUGGACCGCGAUGGGCAGAUCUCUAGCGCUGCGCGUCACUCAAGGUAUCCAUAUCGCCCCCAGCUGCUCUGAGAAGGACCUUUGUUUCCCAGCAUGCAAAACGCCCCCUUACCCCAGACGCUUCCACCAGAGGCUUUCCCUCCUCCCUACAAUCCCUGGCACCAAAGAAUGUGAAGUGAGUUCAUGGAGGGCUCACGUCCUCGCUCCCCGGGCGGCCCCCUUGCCCUGCCAGCCUUUGACGGCGAGCUGGACCUGCAGCGUUACUCCAACGGGCCGGGCGUAAGCGGGGGGCCGGCGGGAAUGGGAGCAGCUGGCUGGCCUGAGAGCCGAGGGAGCGGGCGGCGCUUCCCGUGCCCAGUAUGCGGGAAGCGCUUUCGCUUCAAUUCGAUACUGGCGCUGCAUCUGCGGGCCCACCCGGGCGCCCAGCCCUUCCAGUGCCCGCACUGCGGCCACCGCACGGCUCAAAGGGCCUUGCUGCGCUUGCAUUUGCGCACCCACCAGCCGGAGCGCCCGCGCAGCCCCGCCGCGCGCUUGCUGUUGGAGCUAGAAGAGCGCGCCCUGUUGCGGGAGGCCCGGCUGGGCAGUGCGCCUGGGGCGCUCCUGCAAUCUACGCCCUCCACAGAGCACCCCCCUCUCCGGCUCCGGCCCCGGCCCGCCCCAGCUCUACCUGCCUUCCGUUGUCCCUUCUGCAAAGGCAAGUUCCGCACGGCCGCGGAGCGUGAACGCCACCUGCACAUCCUCCACCGGCCUUGGAAAUGCAACCUGUGCAGCUUCGGGUCCAGCCAGGAGGAGGAGCUGCUGCGCCACAGCCUGACAGCUCAUGGAGCUCCCGAGCGCCCCCUGGCGGCCACCUCGGCUGGCACUCAGCCCCUGCCCCUGCCCCUGCCCCUGCCCCUGCCCCUACCCCAGCCAGAAUCCGAGUCGGCCCCGGAGCUCGAACCUGAGCCGGAGCCGGAGCCUAUCCCAGCUCCAGCCACCGCCCCCGAGGAGCCUCCAGCACCCCCAGAGUUCCGUUGUCAAGUCUGCGGCCAGAGUUUCACUCAGUCCUGGUUCCUCAAAGGCCACAUGCGCAAGCAUAAGGCCUCCUUCGACCACGCCUGCCCCGUCUGCGGCCGCUGCUUCAAGGAGCCCUGGUUCCUCAAAAACCACAUGAAGGUGCACGCCAGCAAGCUGGGGGCCCUGCGUGCGCCCGGGCCAGGCUCGGGCCCCCCUCGGGCCCCUCCUCCUCCUGACCUGGGCUUGCUGGCUUACGAGCCCCUGGGCCCCGCGCUACUGUUGGCCCCUGGGCCGCCACAGGGGGAUCGAGGCGAGCCCCCGGGCCUGCUGGGCUACUUGAGCUUGAGAGCUGGGAAAGCCAGGCCCAACGGGGAGGGCACUGAGCCCGGGGCUGGCCGAGGCUUCGGGGGGUUCCGCCCGCUCCCGGUUCGGGAGCGUCGUCCCCGCCUGGAAGAGCAAGAUGAAGAAGAGGAGGAGGUGGUGGUGGAAGCAGAGGAGGACAGCUGGACUCGGAGCAGGGCCCUCGGAGCUCUGGCUUCACUUCAUAGACGGCCAGGGGAGGGCGCGGGUCAUCCGGCCCCUACUGCAGGGGGCCAGCCCCGGCCUGCAGCCUCCCAGGAAGAGAACGGGCUGUUAGUAGGGGGAACACGGCCUGAAGGGGGCCGGGGAGCCUCGGGCAAGGACUGCCCCUUCUGUGGGAAAUCCUUCCGUUCUGCACACCACCUCAAAGUGCAUCUGCGGGUGCAUACAGGUGAGCGCCCCUACAAGUGUCCCCACUGUGAUUACGCUGGUACCCAGUCUGGCUCCCUCAAAUAUCACCUGCAGCGUCACCAUCGAGAGCAAAGGAGUGGAGCGGGACCGGGGCCGCCCCCGGAGCCUCCGCCCCCACCUCAACGGGGCUCAGCUCCAUCCCAAGGGGCCAAACCCAAUCCUGCGCCCCCAACCUGGGCCGAGGGUGCCAUGGGCUCCCGCCUCCCUUCCAGCGCUAUUGCCCCCUCCCGUCGUAAACCUGUGAGCCCUGGGAGGACCCUGCGCAAUGGGCGAGGUGGCGAAGCCGAGCCUCUGGACCUGUCCCUGCGGGCGGGGACCGGAGGUGAGGCCGGAGCCGGGGGCUCCCUGCACCGCUGCCUCUUCUGCCCUUUUGCCACCGGAGCUCCCGAGCUCAUGGCUUUGCAUCUGCAAGUGCAUCACAGCCGUCGGGCUCGGGGUCGCAGGCCACCCCAGUCCGCUCCCUCCCCUCCCUCCUCCGCUUGCGUCCUGUCAGGGGAGUUGACCCCCAGCCCUCCGCAGGAUAGGGAUGGGAGCCCUGGGUUGUCCCGACCGGGAGAGGCGGCAAGGGCUGGGGUGGGAGGGCAGGAACGGUAGGGAGCCCAUUUAGGGGCAGGUAGCAUAGAGAGAGCGCUCGCCUUGAGGGAGCGGGAAAUCACUAGAGGUAGUUGGGUAGGGCAGCCAGCAGGGGGCAGCUCGGAGCCCACAUCCAGUCCUCAGGCAGAUCUGGGCAGAGCCGGGAGAAGUCAGCCUGGGAUGUGUGGGUUGGAGGGCGGUGUCCACCCUGUCCUGGGGAGAGUCACAGUGCCUUAGAGUGGCGGAGGUGGGGUCAGAGAGCAGAGUCCUAGGGCGGGAAAGGGAGUCCGGUAGAGGGGGCCACCCCACCAGUCCUUGCUGGUCCAUAGCUGUGAGAGUUUAUUUUUGUACGAGGGGGACCGUCCCACCCUCCUCCUGUCCCUAGCAGGGGUCCUGUAGACGUCGCUAUUUUUGGUACGAUCCCCACAGACCCGGUUUACCCCAAUAAACAGGUGUCUUAAGG